Messenger RNA from Caenorhabditis briggsae, 981 nucleotides. RefSeq names its product Protein CBR-SET-4 (gene Cbr-set-4). The coding region runs from base 1 to 981 and encodes 326 amino acids. The record is from RefSeq and is a predicted model, not a curated record. Gene Ontology annotation, molecular function: histone H4K20 methyltransferase activity; protein binding. The transcript has 6 exons. NCBI's taxonomy places the organism in Eukaryota, Metazoa, Nematoda, Chromadorea, Rhabditida, Rhabditidae. Gene Ontology annotation, cellular component: nucleus.
AUGUCACAUGCGCCAGGAGAAGGUCGUCCCGUUUCUUCGCUCUUCCCAGCGCGCUGCAACGAGGAGGUGGCUUCUCAAAACGCGACAACAAUGGCAACGCUCAACGAGAUCGAGCUGAGCGAGAUUGAAGAACUAUCUCUGAACUUCAAAGAGACUCCUCGCCAAGAUCAUUCGAUGACACCAGUUGAAUUGUGCUACUUUGACGAUUUCGCCACCACUCUUGUCGUAGACGCUGUGCUCAAUUUCUCAACACACAAAAUGUGCAAGAAACGGCGAUAUCUAUACGGAGAUGAGCAGAGAGUAGCUCGAGAACUCAUGGAGCGCUUCAGAAAAGAUCAGGAUUGGACUCCAGCGAUAUAUGGGUUUUUGAACAUGAGAAGUGUUCGUUCAUUCAUCGAAAAGUUAGCAUUCAACAAACAGCUCGAGUUUCGUGAUCAUAUCAUACGAUUCCUCAAUGUCUUUCACCACGAUUCAGGGUACACCAUUCAAGAAUGCACUCGUUAUUCACUGGAAGGCAAUCAGGGCGCGAAGCUCGUUGCGACACGUGCUUGGUAUCGCGGCGACAAGAUUCAACGACUCAGCGGCGUCGUUUGUCUACUUUCAACACAAGACGAAGAUACUAUACUCCAGCCAGAAGGCAGCGAUUUCUCCGUGAUGUACAGUAACAGAAAGCGCUGCUCAACUCUCUGGCUAGGGCCAGGAGCCUACAUAAACCACGACUGCAGGCCAACUUGCGAAUUCGUUUCACAUGGAAGUACUGCUCACAUAAGAGUCCUCCGCGAUAUGGUUGCCGGCGAUGAAAUCACGUGUUUCUAUGGGAGCGAGUUCUUCGGCCCGAAAAACAUGGACUGUGAAUGCCUCACUUGUGAGAAGACAAAGCGUGGAAAGUUCAGCACAUCCGACGAGGAGGAGAACGACGAACCAUCUGCACUGUCCGAGAAGCGUAUAAAAUAUGGACUUCGUUCUAGAUCCCGCGUUUAG